CUGCAUUUCUUUGCCCUCACCAACUCCAACUCCAACUCCGUCUCUGUCUUCACAGUUGCCGUUUCUUACUCUCCGACUUCGGUUACCAGCCGGAGCUUCUUUUAUUAGCGCACACACAAAUCUCCAAUCGUGAAUCAUGGCUUUCGAGAAGAUCAAGGUCGCUAAUCCCAUCGUUGAGAUGGACGGAGAUGAAAUGACUCGUGUCUUUUGGGAAUCAAUCAAGAAUAAGCUCAUCUUUCCUUUCUUAGAUCUGGACAUAAAGUAUUAUGACCUUGGCCUUCUUAACCGUGACGCCACUGAUGAUAAAGUUACCGUAGAAAGUGCUGAAGCGACUCUAAAGUACAAUGUUGCAAUUAAGUGCGCCACCAUUACUCCAGAUGAGGCUCGUAUGAAGGAGUUUACUUUGAAGAGCAUGUGGAAGAGUCCAAAUGGGACCAUCAGGAAUAUUUUGAACGGCACAGUUUUUAGGGAGCCAAUUCUCUGCAAAAACAUCCCCAGGCUGAUACCAGGAUGGACAAAGGCGAUAUGCAUUGGUAGGCAUGCUUUUGGUGACCAGUACAAAGCUACCGAUGCAGUGAUCAAAGGACCUGGAAAACUGAAGAUGGUAUUUGUUCCCGAAGGAGAAGGUGAAAACACCGAGUUGGAGGUUUACAACUUCACUGGUGCUGGUGGGGUAGCUUUGUCAAUGUACAACACCGAUGAGUCCAUUACCGCUUUUGCUGAGGCCUCAAUGAACACAGCCUACUUGAAAAAAUGGCCGCUUUAUCUAAGCACAAAGAAUACCAUUCUUAAGAAGUAUGAUGGAAGGUUCAAGGAUAUCUUCCAAGAAGUUUAUGAACGUAACUGGAAAUCAAAGUUUGAGGCUGCUGGCAUAUGGUAUGAACACCGUCUCAUUGAUGACAUGGUUGCUUAUGCUCUUAAGAGUGAUGGAGGUUACGUAUGGGCAUGCAAAAACUAUGACGGGGACGUCCAAAGUGAUAUGUUAGCUCAAGGGUUUGGAUCUCUUGGAUUAAUGACAUCAGUCCUGGUGUGUCCUGAUGGGAAGACCAUAGAAUCUGAAGCAGCCCAUGGGACGGUGACACGUCAUUACAGGGUGCAUCAAAAGGGUGGGGAAACCAGCACAAACAGCAUAGCCUCUAUUUUUGCUUGGACCCGAGGCCUUGCCCACAGGGCAAAGUUGGACGACAAUGCGAAGCUUCUGGAUUUCACUGAAAAAUUAGAAGCAGCGUGUAUCGGCUGUGUUGAAUCUGGCAAAAUGACUAAGGAUCUUGCACUUAUCAUCCAUGGAUCUAAGCUGAGUAGGGAGCAUUAUUUGAACACUGAAGAGUUCAUUGAUGCCGUCGCUGAUGAGCUCAAAGCUAGACUCUCGAGCAAAUAAUCAUUAUGAUUGCUUCAUGGUGAGUCGGUUUCAAAGAUUCUGAAGUCGAUAUGCUAUGAUAUUUGGGGGUCUCUCUUUGCCAAACAAGUUUCAAGAUUUACUGGUUAUCAUGACAUAUAUUGUCAUGUUAUCUGCUUUUCAAUCUCGUAUGUUGUUUUCCGACUGUUGUCGAUUUCUGUAUCUCUUUCUAUUAAAUAUUAUUAUUAUUGCAAAGGAAAUGCUGUUUGUGAAGAGGAAUUUGGAAAACUGGAGUGGGUCGAAUCGGGCCGUCAUGGACCGAGCCUUUUGAAGUAAUAACAGACCAUGAUCAGUCCUUUCAUUUUU
Molecule: messenger RNA, 1702 nt
Organism: Helianthus annuus (common sunflower)
Lineage: Eukaryota; Viridiplantae; Streptophyta; Magnoliopsida; Asterales; Asteraceae
Product: isocitrate dehydrogenase [NADP]
Exons: 16
Coding region: 137-1378 (413 amino acids)
Biological process (GO): isocitrate metabolic process
Cellular component (GO): mitochondrion
Molecular function (GO): isocitrate dehydrogenase (NADP+) activity; NAD binding; magnesium ion binding
Source: RefSeq, a predicted model, not a curated record